Molecule: messenger RNA, 2022 nt
Organism: Salvelinus sp. IW2-2015
Lineage: Eukaryota; Metazoa; Chordata; Actinopteri; Salmoniformes; Salmonidae
Gene: castor2
Product: cytosolic arginine sensor for mTORC1 subunit 2
Biological process (GO): negative regulation of TORC1 signaling
Source: RefSeq, a predicted model, not a curated record
UGUUUGUUUCACUGUUACCAGCUGCUGGACUAUUCCAAUCCCUGUCGGAGAGAAUACACGGGGACCGACAGUCCUUCUCUUCCUCCCCGUUUACCUCAUUGUGUUUCUUUUAUUACACCCUGCUUCUAUUUUACCUCUCUUUCACUCUUUUCCUAAGUGGAUAACUUGUCCUUCUCACUCCCUUGCUUUCUGCUACGUUUCACGGUUUUUAUAAGCUAUAUAGGUGUAUUUAUUUGUUUUUUAUUAGAAACGAUAUACAUUUAUAUCUUAGAUGUUCCUCAAAUGAGAAGACGCAAAUGAUGGAGUUGCAUAUUUUAGAACACAGCUUGAAAGUAGCGAGUAUAGCAAAAGAGGGCAUUCAGAUUUGCACUCACGGAUUAAUCAAACUCGCCUUCUUGCCCUCUAAAACAAGAUGCAAGUUUUUCAGUUUGACGGAAACUCCGGAGGAUUAUACCAUUAUCGUCGAUGAGGAAGGCUUCAAAGAACUGCCCGAGUCGGAGCACCUUAGUGUCGCCGAGGCCACGUGGUUGGCUCUCAACGUGGUGUCGGGGGGCGGGAGCGCCACCAACUCUCAACCAAUCGGAGUCACCAAAAUAGCCAAGUCUGUCAUUGCCCCCCUGGCAGACCACAACAUUUCUGUGUUUAUGCUGUCUACCUAUCAGACUGACUUUAUCUUGGUUCGAGAGCGGGACCUGCCCAUGGUCAUGCACACCCUGUCUUCUGAGUUCACCCUGCUGAGGGUGAUCAAUGGAGAGACCGUGGCCGCCAACAGCCUGGGAGUCACCAACGGCUUUGUCAAGCCUAAACUCGUGCCCCGUCCCAUCAUCCACCCUCUGUCCAGCCCCAGUAACAUGUUCUGUGUGACCAGCCUGGACCCAGACACACUGCCCUCAGUGGCCACCCUGCUCAUGGACGUCAUGUUCUACUCAGGCGGCAUGAAGGAGCCCGGGGCGUCUAGCGAGGACUCUGGACACAUCCGUUUCUUCUCCUUCUCUCUGAUUGAGGGCUACAUCUCUCUGGUCAUGGACGAGCAGACCACAUCACGGUUUCCAAACAAUGUCCUCUUCACUAGUGCUUCAGGGGAGCUUUGGAAAAUGGUUCGCAUUGGAGGACAGCCUUUAGGAUUUGACGAGUGUGGUAUUGUGGCUCAAAUAUCGGAACCCCUGGCGACUGCUGACAUUCCAGCUUAUUACAUCAGUACCUUCAAGUUCGACCAUGCCCUGGUCCCAGAAGAAAACAUCCAGAGUGUGAUUGGAGCUUUGAGGACCAAUGAGAGCGCAGGACAGUGAAUGGGAGGUGGGAAGAGACCGUGGAACUAGCGAGCCCUGUGCCCUCACACCCACACGUUGAUUUAUCAUGUCAAAGUCAUUUUUUUUUAAGUGCCAAGAGCGUAUCAGUGGACUGCUGUGGGGGAUGGUUCUGGGAACAGGGUAAUGUAAAGCUUGGGUGGUGUAGAUGGGGUACAGGAGAGGGACGGUAUGUGUGUGUGUGUGUGUGUGUGUGUGUAGGGAUGCUUUUGUUCAGCGAUCAGCAACUUGCCCGUCCUAUUCUGAGACGUUGCCAACUACGCAACCCUACCCACCACCUCACACCCUUGACCAUCCACUCUUACCCCAAACAACAUCCACUUCUUUGGGGACCCAAAGCUAGAGUGACUGCAGUGGGGGGGUUUUCCCCUCUCGCUCUCCUUUUACUUUCUCCUCUCCCUUCCCCUCACACCAUUUCACCAUGGCAACGCGGCCUACUAAGUUUGGGCCUAUCUCUUCGACACCAGCCCGGAAUGCUGCGACCCGGCCGUCACCUCCUUUUACUUUGGCACCCACGUGGCCCAUGACAGCCUAUACUGGUGCUUUAGUAUACCACACUUUCCUUCCUAACUUUGCAUUGUUUCUCGCAAGCUGCUCUUCCCAUAACAACCAUACUGUAUUAGUUACCAGUCCUCCCAAUAACAACCAUACUGUAUUAGUUACCAGUCCUCCCCAUAACAACCAUACUGUAUUAGUUACCAGUCCUCCCCAUAAC